Molecule: messenger RNA, 1829 nt
Organism: Hyposmocoma kahamanoa
Lineage: Eukaryota; Metazoa; Arthropoda; Insecta; Lepidoptera; Cosmopterigidae
Gene: Phyhd1
Product: phytanoyl-CoA dioxygenase domain-containing protein 1
Exons: 6
Coding region: 213-1079 (288 amino acids)
Source: RefSeq, a predicted model, not a curated record
CCGCUCUUUAGAGCCCGACAACGCAUCCAAGUGGUAUUCGACCGACGUUGUAUGCAACAUGGGGUGACGUGUCCAGCCACGAGGGAGUGAUACGCAGUCCAGACUUCAUUCCAUGAGCACUCAGUCAUUUUGUAACGUCGGACUCAGUAGUUCGUUGCUUCUCGUCAGUGACACUUGAUACUUCAUUCCCCGAUUUUUAUCCACCUUGCACCAUGCACGAUACACUAAAAGAUCAACUAGAUCGGGAAGGAUACGUGGUGUUGGAGGACUUCCUCCGUCCAGCCGAGUGCGACGAGUUAAUGGCUGCGGGUCUGGAGCUCACUAAAAACCUUCCUGAUAGUGAGGAGAGAGCGAUCUUUAGCACCACACAACCUGAAAAACAGCAAUUAAAGGAUUCAUAUUUCUUGGCAAGCAACGACAAGAUCAGCUACUUCUUCGAGGAAGAAGCUUUCGAUAAAGACGGCAAACUCAAGGUGGACCCCAGCAUCUCCUUAAACAAGGUGGGUCACGCACUGCACCUGCUGCAUCCUAUCAUCAGAUGUUACACGUACAGCGACCGCGUCAAGUCCGUCUGUCACCAGUUAGGUUUUAAGGAGCCUGCCGUCGUCCAGAGCAUGUACAUUUACAAGAACCCCGGUGUCGGAGGUGAAGUGGUAGCACACCAAGACGCAUCGUAUUUAUACACUGAGCCGAUUCCCCCUGUGGGAUUUUGGAUCGCUUUAGAAGACACAACAGUCCAAAAUGGGUGCCUGUGGAUGGCUCGAGGCUCGCACAAGUCCGGCGUACAUAGACGACUUAUCCGAAGCCCAGAAAACAACCAGACGUUAAUUUACGACAAACCCGCUGCCGUGUAUCCGCAGUCGAGCUUCACAGCUGUUCCUGUUAGUAAAGGUACGUGUAUCUUGAUACAUGGCAACGUGGUACACAAGAGCGCUCACAACCGUUCUGACAGGAGCCGCCAUGCCUACACCUUCCACGUCAUCGAGAAGCAGGAGAACACAUACUCGAAGGACAAUUGGCUUCAGGAAGGACCCAAUGCACCUUUUCUAAAUUUGUUCACCACACCACAAAUAGAAUAAUUAACGUAACUUAAACAUCUCAUCACCUAAAUAUAAACCGUCAACUCGAUGCAAUUCAAAAUGUAACUAGGCAAGUUUUGUUGACGUCACGCAUCUCGAUACACUAUAAUACAAGACAAGACUCAUCUUCCAUCAAAUCACUUAAUACGACACGGUAAGGUCAAAUGAAACUGUUAAAUAUUUUAGCGUAAUAAGGAAACGUCCUUGUACAACUUUAUAACAAGGCCAAUACCGACGUGAAGGUGGCCACGUCAGGUAAUAACAUUUAUUAUUGGUAAAGUCAUGUUUUCACCGAUUGCUACACGUUGAAAAAGAACUUUUUUUUUAAAUUUUAAUUACAAAUCAGCAGUGGCGGAAAAAACAAAUAUAUGCGAUUGUGGAACAAAGUUUCAUUUCUAAAGGCUUUAAAAUAAAUAUACGAUUUCGUGCACGAUGCCACAGAGUACGGCACUAGAUUUUUUUAUUUUUAAAUAGAACAGUUUUAUUUUACCUCUCUCAUAAGAUAGGUCUUAAAAUUAGUACUUGCCAGCCGCAAACACCGACUAAAUGUUUGUAAUAUACCUAAUUAGGCAAACACAUAAAAGCUCUCGGAUAUUGUCCUUACGAGUGGGCACCUCAACUAGCUUUUAGUUUUUCACACAUAUUAUUGUUUAUUGUAGGUACUAUCUACCUGAGCGUGUUUGCAUUACAUUUUUUUACUGCGAAUGCAAUACAUUUAUAUUUUAUUAUAAAGUUUAUUUCAAAAGAGUG